Molecule: messenger RNA, 3684 nt
Organism: Oncorhynchus keta (chum salmon)
Lineage: Eukaryota; Metazoa; Chordata; Actinopteri; Salmoniformes; Salmonidae
Product: glucose-6-phosphatase catalytic subunit 1-like
Exons: 4
Coding region: 1774-2259 (161 amino acids)
Biological process (GO): gluconeogenesis; glucose 6-phosphate metabolic process
Cellular component (GO): membrane
Molecular function (GO): glucose-6-phosphatase activity
Source: RefSeq, a predicted model, not a curated record
AUACAAACAAGUACAAAGGAGGGGUAAAAACAAAAGUCAAUCAGUGUCUCUGUGUUGCUCACCCUGAAACAGCAUGGAGACAAAAAAGCAACAUUUAUGAUUGACCAGUGGAAUUCACAAUAAAACCUAACAAAUAGCCUACACAAUAGUUUGUGGCAAAACAAGCCAACCAAGGGGAUGUGUGGACAACGGCAUUGCUUUUGCUUUUCUCUAUUGAAAUGCAAAAUCCAGUGUUUUUCUUGUAAUACAGUAAGUUGUCAUUGUAAGACCAUGAAAUGGAUAAGAUAGGAACUAAAAGAGUCACGUGUACCAACUUACUAAGCCCCCUUUUUGGCCAGCUUAAAAAAACACAUUUAAAAAAUGUCAUAUUAUGAAAGGCUGGAAGAGAUCGAGACCAGCACACUGUCGAAAAAAAUGAAUGAAUCCAAAACUGAGGCUUGAACGCAAAACAAAAGACGUUUAUUUUAUAUUAUGAAAGGCUAAAUAAAUGUUGACGAUGUGCAAAAUCCUCCCAUUCCUCAACGACCUGCAGAUAAUCUGCCAGUUACACAAUAAAUUUCUGAUGAUUUUGUGAAAAUUGUGGUCAGUGUGCUGUGGCUAGCCCACCUGUCAGUUACAUAAGGGAAUCAAUCAUUAAAUAGUGUGGGACUUACUCCAGAGAUGCUGAAAAGAUAACUGACCAAUAAAACUAGGUCCUGGAUAUGGUACUUACCGUGCUGUAAACAAGUCUGAUUAGACAACCCCCAAGCCAGGACUCACCUUAGACUGUAGCUUAUUGGAAAGAAAUAGUAAAUGAACUUAUCAUUACAGCAGGUCAUAGGAUCAGUGCAUUUUUGAUUGAUUUCGUGCCAUUCGUUUCACAUGAUAACGAUGGAUGUGGUUGAAGUGGUAAUGACAUGAAAAGGUCAAUCAAUAGGUCAAUCAAUUUUCAUUGGCCUGCUUAACGUCUUCUUGCCACGAUCUUUGCCAAGAGACGUACAGUCCUGGAGUGGAAAAACAUUCACCCACUAUCACACAGACAUCCUGUUUCAGGGGCUAGCUUAUCAUUCCAGAGCAGAGAACUUCUGUUUACCGCUUUGGGAAACAGGAGCUCCAUGUUGGGUUGUAGGCUAAAGGUCAGGGAGCCUGUCUACAACGUUCACUUGAAGGCAAACAAAUGCCCUAACCUUGAAUAAAGUCUGGUGGGAACAGACAGUCCUGGAGCUCCAGAGGAGCUCUACCAGCUUUGGUGCACCGUCCCUGGGUUGCUGAUCUGGAUCCACACUGUAGUCAUGGAUCUUUUCCACAGCUGAGGGUGGAGGUGGCCAUCCAUCUGCAGACCCCGUAUGGGCAUUAUGAGGGAUGGUUUAGCCUCUACAGUGGCAGACCUACAUACCACCUUCUUCUGUUUCUUCCCAAGCUGGUUCUAUCUUCGCAGGGACGUGGGGGUCAAGCUCAUCUGGGUGGCUGCCAUCGGGGACUGGCUCAACCUGGUCCUGAAGUGGGUUCUUUCUAUUUGGAGAGAGACACUUCUAUGGGACAGACACAGCCCCUGCUUAAAACAAUUCCACAUCACCUGUGAAACUGGACCAGGUGGGGCUGUGGAUGCUGCUGUGUACAGUGGAGCUGCUGGUGUGCAUGUCCAGAGUCUACAUGGCUGCCCACUUUCCCCACCACGUCAUCAGUGGGGUCAUCACGGGUCAGAGAACCAGGACUCUAGAUGUCUAGAUUUCAAGAUGAAGACACUUGUACCCAGCAGGUCCUGCUAACCUGGAUGCUACUGCGCUGGGUAUCAUGGUGGCCGAGUUCUUCUCCAGAGUGCAGUGGAUCUGCAGAGCCAGUCUGAAGAAGUAUUUCAACACCACCAUCUUCCGGCUCUCCUUUGCUGUGGGUUUCUACGUGCUGCUGAAGGCUCUGGGCGUGGACCUGCUGUGGACCCUGGAAAAAGCCCAGAAGUGGUGUGUGAGGGCUGAAUGGGUCCACAUGGACUCCACUCCCUUCGCCAGCCUCCUGCGCAACAUGGACACCCUGUUUGGCCUGGGCCUGGGCCUGGGCGUGCACUCGCUCCUCUACACCGAGAGCAAGAAGAACAGCAGCACGCCCUUCAGGGUGGGAUGUAUCACUGUCUCCUUAUUGCUGCUACAGAUCUUGGAUGGCUUGAUGUUCCCCUCCAGGAAACAGGCAACGUUCUACGUGUUGUCCGUUAGUAAGUGUGCUGCUGCCCUAUUCAUCCCCACAGCUGUGGUUCCCAGAGGACUCUCCUGGAUCUUCUCAGGUUAAAGUGGGGAGGCUAAACUGACAUUUUCAUAACAAUCGUUCACUUUGUGAAAAAAGUGCAGAGGUAGAAAAAUGUACACUGAAGUAAUUUCAGUUGCUUUGGCAGCACUAUUGUACAAAUCAAGGACUAUGGUGGAAGUUGAGUGUAGUUGUCACCUGGAGGUGUGUAAAUCUGUUGGACUAUCAGAAACUGUUUUGAUUUGACAAAUUAAUUGGCUUGCUAAAGCUCAUGAGCAGAGAGUGGGAAUGGGUAUGGGAAGCAAGAACACCUCAAGAGCUUGGGAAUAUAAGGUUCUAUCUGCAAAAAAAAUAUUCUGAGAUAAUUGGCUUUAAAGUUUUGAACCCUCAUUGGUUUGAAUGGUGUCAGCUAUUUUUUAAAUAUUGUAUUCUUUUGAACUUAACAACAUUAAUUGGGGUAUUUGGAGUCCUAUAUAGGUAGAGAACAUUGAACAGAACAAGGGUAUGUCAACAACAACAUGUUGACAAAAAUGCAGAUAGAAGCUCUAGACCUGUUUCUUCAAAUAGAUUGCUCUGUUUGUUCCUAAUUAAAUGUAAAUGUUACAUACAGUAUAUGCAAUCCCGUGUAUAGCAACAUAUCAUUUCUGGGGAGACAAGUGAAAACGUGUGAUUCAGUAGAAAAGUUUGAAGGACAGUGAGCUGCUGAAUCUUCUGUUACAGUAAGCAAUGCUAGAAGACUAGGCUAUCUUCAGCUUUGUGAAAAAGUCUGGAGUUUCUCUAUUUCUUUGUGGUGGUUAUGUCUCUUGGGUUCAACUUGAUGUUAGUGAAUGACACUGUGCUGGUGUGGCUCCUUCGAUGACAACAAAAGGACAAAGGGUGAUUAUCAGGCCCUGGACUCUGGACCCUGAGCGGUGAGAAUCAAGACUGGUUGUACUAUAAUGUACAAUAAGUGUUUGCAUUUUAUUUACUAGAUGAUGUUGUGAACAAGGUUGCCUUGAUUAAUGAGCAAAAGCCCUUUUGCUUGGUGUACACAAAGAUAUUUUUUUUACUUUGAGUUAGUUUUUCAGAGAAAAUGACCCAAAAUGCCAAUACUGAUUCCUUAAUUAUUACUAGGGAUUUUAAACAUUUACUUCUAGACGACCGACCCUCAGCUCAAAACAUAGCAACACUCUUUACCUCAUGCCCACUGACGUUGGGAGUUUUGGGCAUGGAGGCUCAACGAGCAGCACUUUUUGUGUACAGAACGAUGACUAUGUGUAUCUGUACGUUAGUGAUACAUACCAAGUAUACUGCUUCAAUCAAACAUACCAGCAAUAAUCAAUAAAUACUUGACUGUACAUUGUCACGUGUCAACACUACUGUACAAUAGUCUACUUAACUUGACCCUGAUAUCAAGUCAGUGACAAUCCAUCCUAUCAUUGCCAAGUAUUGUGACGGACAUGCAUAUUUCCUAUGGUGACUUAAUAUUGU